AUGGGCAAUUCUCUUCAUGAUAUUGCCUGCCAAAAAAUUGCCGAGUUCAUUAAAAAUGGUUCAUACAACAAACGCGCAUUUGAACUGGAUCCCAAAUCGAGUAACAUAGUUUAUUCCCAUUUCAUGAAAGGGGAUGUUCCUUUCAGUUGGAAACCCAUUCAUAAAAUGAACGCAACAAAAGUUACCCUACAACCUCAAACACUGGUUGAGAAUAAUGCCAGGCAGCUGCAGGAAUGUUCUAUAGAAGAACUGAAAAUUGGAAACUUUUCUAAAUCUAAAAAUUGGGGCUUAUUUAUGGAAGAUUGGAAGAAUGCUGCCAUCUUUGACACACUUAGCUAUCUGUGGGAUACAAAUCACUGAAGAUGAUUUCUAUCAACUUUGCAGUAAUUUUCCAAAUCUUCGGUCAUUGGAUAUCAGUGGGACCAACAUCAAGAGUCUAACGGGAAUUUCAAGACUACGAAAACUGGAAGUGCUCGCUGUGAGAGAUUUACCCAUUAAAAGUUGCGAAGAGCUAAGUGACUUAUUCAAUUUAAACAACUUGAAGGCAGUGGAUAUAUCAGAAACAAGGUUUAUUCGGGAAUCGAACAAUAACACGAUUAUGUACGUAGCUUGCCAGAAAGUGUUACCAGAGUUGAGGUUUAUAGAUUGUUCAAGAACUAUGAUGAGCGUGGAGCUUCUCGAAUAUCUGCUAAAAACUCAUCGUAAUCUUCAAGGAGUGAUUGCAACGAUGACUAAAUCAGACAGUGACAUAUAUGAUGAUGCUCGUGCUCUCAAUGUGGCAACUUUUGAUUCAACUGUUCGAGCUCUCACUUACUUUUUGAAGGCAAACAAGGUUUUUGAAAAUGGGCAUACUAUUACGAAAAUUGAUGAUUUCAUUGCUGCUGAUAGCUCACGAAUUCUCAAUAUUCGUCCUUGCAUGGAAAUUAUUAUAAAAUCUAUGCAAACUUUUGAUUCGCCAUUUGUAGUACAAAACGGAUUGAGAUGUUUGAUAAGAUUCGGAAUUGGAUAUUCUAACCAGCUUUGUUCUAAUGGAGUGACAUUAUUGGUUGAAACUUUGUUGAGUUUCGUUCAACCAACUCGAUUGGUACCUCCACACGAUUUAACGGAUGCUAAAUCUUCUUACUGGAAUGCCAUCGAAACACUUGUCAAUUUGAGAAUCGGACGAAUAGAUUUUGAUAAAAUAUGCAGAACAGCAAUGCAAUUUCUGCUAGAACCUAAUUUAACAGAGAACCCCUGUACCAGAGCCGUAGUGGUUAUGUCACAGUGUGUACAUCGAAUGCAUUCUGAUGAAUUGAAAUCUUUAUUUGAAAAAACAAGACAUGUGAAACGAUUAAUUCAGCUGAUCAAAUGGAGUGCGCCGCGGAAAAAUGAAUUAAUGGUUUCAGCUUCCAUAGAAAUAAUUAUUAAAAUUAUUGAAAAAAGUUCAAAAGCUUGUAUGGAAAUAACAGAAGCUGGAAUAAUAAGUUUUGUAUCAAGUUGCGUUGAAAAUUUUGAGUCAAAUGCUAUUAAUGAUAAGUGCUUGGAAUUGCUAAGAAAUCUGUCAUCCAUGCUGGAUUGUAACUCAUUGCAAGAAGUCUACACUUCAUCGAAUGUCGAAAAUAUUCGGCUCUUGACCGCUCGAUUGAAUGGUGGCAAAGCGGACCACGAGAGUAUUUCUCCAAGUAGUUCGCCAAGUGAAUAGAC
Caenorhabditis elegans is the source of this 1683-nucleotide messenger RNA. The record is from the annotation of a RefSeq genome assembly. Lineage: Eukaryota; Metazoa; Nematoda; Chromadorea; Rhabditida; Rhabditidae.